GGGAGGUAGGACACAGGCUUCCUUGGGAAGAGGAAUUCUGCUGUGUGCUGAGGUGUGGGCCAGGGCCACCCAGGCCCUCUGAGCUAGUGGAGGGAGUGUCCAGCUCUGCUGUGAGGGCAGCGGGGAGAGGGCCAUCUCAAGGCCAAGGCUGUGUGAGGAGGGCGGAGGACUGGAUGCCUGGUUGGGCCUGCUCCAGCUCCUGCGGGGCCUGCCAUGGACUCAACAACCAAGAACGAAAUGCAGCCUGCACUUCUCCCUGGCUCUUCCUGCCCAGGGCCUGAGUGGCCGGAGCAGGAGAGGGCGGAGCGGCUAGCCCGGGGUGCAGCACUCAAGUGGGCCUCAGGCAUUUUCUACCGGCCGGAGCAGCUGGCCAGAUUGGGCCAGUACCGCAGCCGUGAGGUGCAGCGUACCUGCUCCCUGGAAGCACGCAUGAAGUCAGUGGUGCAGUCAUACCUGGAGGGUGUGAAGACUGGUGUGUGGCAGCUGGCCCAGGGCCUUGAGGCCAUGCAGGAAGCCCGUGAGGCCCUGGGCCAGGCCCAUGGGUUGCUCCGGGGCAUGGUCGAGACUGUACAGGCACUAGAGCCCCUGCGGGAGCAGGUCAGCCAGCACAAACAACUGCAGGCCCUGUCUCAGCUGCUGCCCCGGCUGCAGGCAGUGCCAGCUGCAGUGGCCCACACACAGUCCUUGAUUGAUGCCCAACGGCUCUUGGAGGCAUAUGUGAGCCUUCGGGAGCUUGAGCAGCUGCAAGAGGAGACAUGGGCAUCUCUGGGGCACCUGGAGUUGCCAAUCUUCGAGGGGUUGGGCCCUCUGUCGGAGGCACUGGGCCAGGCUGUGGAGGCGGCUGUAGGGGCCGCAGGACAGCUGGCACGGGAGGACCCAGCCCUGCUGGUGGCUGCUGUGCGUGUGGCGGAGGUGGAGACGGGCCGCACAACCUCCCUGGAGCAAGCCCCCCGGGACUGGCGGCAGCGCUGUCUGCGGGCACUACAGGAGGGCCUGGAGCAGGUCCACUUUGGGACACAUCUGCUGCCUGGGCCAGGGGCCCUAGCAGGGUGGCUGGAGGCUCUGCGGGUGGCUCUACCAGCCGAGUUGGCCAGAGCUGAGGCACUAAUAGCACCCUGCUGCCCACCGCACUACAGGGUGGUCCAGCUAUGGGCCCACACCCUGCAUAGUGGCCUGCGCCGCUGCCUACAGCAAUUCCUGGAAGGGCCUGAGCUGGGAGCUGCUGAUGCCUUCACCUUACUGCACUGGGCACUACAUGUGUACCUGGGGCCAGAAAUGAUGGGGAGCCUGGACUUGGGGCCUGAGGCUGACGUGUCUCAGCUGGAGCCCCUCCUGACCCUGGAGAAUAUUGAGCAGCUUGAGGCAACAUUUGUGUCCAAAGUCCAGGCAAAUGUGGUGCAGUGGCUGCAGAAAGCACUGGAUGGGGAAGUAGCUGAGUGGGGCCGGGAGCAGGAGCCUGACACAGACCCAUCUGGCUUUUACCACUCACCAAUGCCAGCCAUCGUGCUUCAGAUCCUGGAAGAGAACAUUCGAGUAAGCAGCCUGGUCAGUGAGUCACUGCAGCGGCGGGUGCAUGGCAUGGCACUGUCAGAACUGGGAGCAUUCCUGAGAAGCUUCAGUGAUGCCCUGAUUCGAUUCUCCCGAGACCACCUCAGAGGGGAAGCAAUGGCCCCUCAUUACGUGUCCUACCUACUGGCUGCCCUCAACCACCAAUCAGCACUCAGCUCCUCCGUGUCGGUCUUGCAGCCCGACGGGGUGGCUUUAGGAGCCUUGGCUCCGGUGGAGGCAGCGCUGGAGGAGUUGCAGAGGAGGAUAUGUCGCCUGGUGUUGGAGGCACUGCUGGUGGAGCUACAGCCCCUGUUCAUGGCUCUGCCCUCGCGCCAAUGGCUGUCGAGCCCGGAGCUGCUGGAUGAUGUGUGCGAGAGGACGGCGCGCUUCUGCCGGGAUUUUUGGCGUGUGCGGAAUCCCGCUGUCCAGCUGCUGCUGGCCGAGGCUGAGCGUACCGUGGUGCUGCAGUACCUGUGUGCGCUAAUGCAGGGCCGCCUGGUGUGCCGUGGUGCCGAUGAGCGGAACCAGGCUGCCGAGCGCCUGCAGCACGAUGCCAUGCAGCUCCGAGAUCUCUUCCUCGAUUUGGGCCUGGAGGAAAGCUUUCAAUGUGCGCCGGUGCUACUCACUCUGCGAAAGCUGCUGAAUCUCCGCGAUCCCACGAUGCUUGGCUUGGAGGUGGCAGGCCUGCGGCAACAAUUUCCUGACGUGAGUGAGGAUCACGUCUCCGCCCUCUUGGACCUGCGCGGGGACGUGUCCCGAGAGCAGCGCCUAGCUGCACUCAGCUCCCUGCAGGCCGGCCCGCAGCCAUCGCCUCCCGCGGGUCGCCGCGCUCUCUUCAGCCUCGUGCCAGCACCUACACCUGCUCCGUCCUCCUGCCUUCCUUCGGGGCCCUGUGCCUGACUCCCGACUGCCAGCAGAAUAAAGCCACGGCCCCUGUA
Molecule: messenger RNA, 2486 nt
Organism: Rhinolophus ferrumequinum (greater horseshoe bat)
Lineage: Eukaryota; Metazoa; Chordata; Mammalia; Chiroptera; Rhinolophidae
Gene: EXOC3L1
Product: exocyst complex component 3 like 1
Exons: 14
Coding region: 214-2448 (744 amino acids)
Biological process (GO): exocytosis; exocyst localization
Cellular component (GO): exocyst
Molecular function (GO): SNARE binding
Source: RefSeq, a predicted model, not a curated record